GCUGAUCGUGACAGGCUAACAGCAGCGGACUGUAAACAUGGCGGCGUGCACAGCUCUCGGGCUGAGCCGAACACCCCGUUCCUGUUAGACACAGAGCCGGAGACACCCCGAACAUGGAGACCGAGGAGGAGCAGCACAUCACCACGCUCCUCUGCAUGGGCUUCCCGGACCCGGACGUGAUCCGAAAGGCGCUCCGGCUGGCCAAGAACGACAUCAACGAGGCGGUGGCGCUGCUCACCAACGAGAGCCCCGGACUCGGCUAUGGAUACGAGCCGAUGGAGAGCGGGCCUGCCCCCGGCCUGGGCUCCGGGGGAGACGGGGAGAGCAGCGGGCGGACCGGGACUGGAGGGUUCGAUCCCCCGCCCGCUUACCACGAUGUAGUGGACAGCGAGGUAAGAGCAGCAGCUAGCAUCCAGAGAGCUAAUUGCUAAUUAUAACUCACUGACAGAGCGGGGCUCGCCCAUUUAACUAGCCUAGCUUAGCUUCGAUGCUAACUGCAGAGAGCCCAACGUGCAGAGCUGUCAAAGCAGUAGGUGAGACCCCCUCAGGUGAGACAGGACGGGACAUGUCACCAGCUGUCAGUGACUACAGAAACCUCUGAAAACACACACACUGUUCACACUACUAACCAGCUAGACUAGUUACUCUUCACUAACCAGCUAACUCUGCUAGCCAGCAGCUGGUUAGCUUCCUCAGGGGGAGAGCCUUAACGCGCCAGUACCUGUGCAGGUGUGUCCGCAGGGAGGCGUCUCUGUGGAGGGUUAAAGCUUUGGGGGCUCAGGUGUUUACAGGUAAUCUGAUCGGACUACCUGCAGAGGAUGGGUCAGAAAAGAUGAAUUUGAAGUAGGUAGACCGGGUAGCACACUGGUAAUAACCAGGUAACAGUCAGUGGAGUUAAAGAACAGAUCAUAAUCAGGUGUCACUUUGAUACAGUUCUAUUCAGACACUAAUCAGGUUGUUAAAUUUAUGAAUCAGUUACAUGUCAGGUGUUGAUCAGGUAUUAUUCAGGUGUUAAUCAGGUGUUGAUCAGGUAAUGUGUUGGUAUUUGUCUUGAUCAAACUUGACACUGAGUUGUUUAUCAAGCUGUGUAAACCUGUGGUUAGUGUUGUAUUAACUCUGAUUCAGGCUGAUCUGCUGUAGUAGAGGGCUGAGGAUUUCAAGAGUAAACCUGCAGUGACUCUUUAUUUAUGCUCAUGAUACCCUACAGUACAGUUAAUUUACAUUUCCUCUCUUUAACUGUGAAAUCUUCAUCAAUGUUCAACCCAGUAUCAGUUUUUCAUCCAAUAAAAAGAGAGCAGAUUAGCCAAUAGCUGAUCGAGUAUGGGGCUGAUAUCACAUUAUUGUGGUAAUAAUUGUGGUUUUCAUUUGAUAAAAUAUAACAAGUACAGACACUGCAGUCUAAUAAACACAGUUGUCUCCGUCUGAAAGAUGAUUUAAACAUGAUUGACCCUCUAGCUUUUAAUUGGCAGGUAGAGGACAGUGUCUAGAUUAGGAAACAGUGGAGAGUGGGGGAAUGUCAUGCCAUCAAGUUUCUCCUGAUAUGAAUUGGACUUUUUCUACUUUUUUUUUUUUUAGAAACAAACAAGAAAACACAUUUGACUUUCUCACAUAGAGACAUUCAGUUAUGUGUCUGCCGUCUGUUUAGGACAGUACAUUUAAAUCCUUCACACAGUCAUGUGCAGACAUGCAAACAUACAUGUUCGCACUCAUAAGCUGUCACUGCGCACACAUAUUUAAUAUGUCACCGUCACAUCCCUAAUCAUGACAUAAUAGUUGUAUAAACAGCAGCGACUGUUUGAGAUUUAUGGCAUUUCAGUUUGGAGGGAAAAACCUGUUUUCAUAUUAGAAGAGUUUAUGUUGCACAAACAGGGUUAUGGCUCUGUGUCUGUGAAUAAGAGGAGCAACACCUCCUUCACCAUCUUUAACUCCUUCGCCCCCUUUUCUUCCUUAACCACCCAGCUCACAGCAGUCUCACUGACAGGAUGCCUGAUUAAGCAAUCCACCUCUGAUGGUCUCAUUGUGAAAGUGUGAAAUCAUGUCAGUGGAAUGAGACUUUAGCCUGUAUAGAAAUUCCUUAUAGAUCUGUAAAUAUCAAACUAGACAUGUUUAAUAAUUAACGUUAUUUUAAUAAGCAUGCAUAGCAAAGUAUGCAUACACUUAUACACAGUCAGCUGUGGGGAUUAAUGUUUAUCUGACAAUCACAUGACACCCGUCAUUGAUUGACCUGUAGCUUCUGUCACUUUCACACUUGUCCUGCUUGUGUCACUGACAACUGAACUGACCUCAUACACUCACCUGUUUCACCGGUCUGUUCUUGAACUCACCUGUCUGUUAAUGUUCUCACCUGUCUGUUAUUGUGCUCACCUAUCUGUUCUUCUACCAACCUGUUUACCUAUGGCUGUGGUAUAAAGCUGAAAUAACCCCUGAAAACAAGACGAGCUUGAUCAUUAAAAAGCUCAGAGGUGGAUUAUUAACCUUAAGUUUUGUUUAAAGCUGCUCUGUGUGUUUUCGCUCUGACAGAACCACAGACUGAUCAUAGAUCACUGAUUUAAUUAGCAUGAUUGUUUACUGACAGACAGUUUGUCAGAGCUAACCUGCUGCACCACAUUGGGGAGAUGUUCAUGUAAUUUUUCACCUGUCUCUCCUGGCCUGUAGGGUCAUGGAGCUGUCAAACCAUCUAUGCAUUUGUGAUGGAGAACACAACAUUAGUUUUCAUUGUUGUUUCGGUGUUUGUUUCCCUCUAUAAAGCCAACUCAGCUCUCCCUGUCCCUUCUGUCGGUGAUGUUAAUUGAUAAUGUGCUCAUACUCAUUCACUCAUUCAUAUCACCUUCUCGUCCUCACAGUACAGGAUUCGCAUUUAACUGUCUGUGUGAGACAGAAGUUAAAGUUCAGAUUUGUUUCCUCUUUGUCUUUAUAAAUCAGUGUUUAACUGUCGUCCUGCUGUUUUUAUUGAACUAACUGAACUGACAGCAUCCAAGUCUCUGUUUCUUCUGUGCUAAUAUACACAAUUUAUUAGCAUGUAGUCUCUCUGUCUUUACCCCUCUUAAAACUAUCUUUAUAGUGUCUCACAGGCGUUACAUUCCUGUUUAACUAUUGUGUGUGACAACUCCAUUAGUUAGUCUCUUAGGUGCUUAGAUCUUUGAGGUGUCACAAAAAGGUUUGUGCAAAGUCACAGUGAGGUGAAUCAUAACUGUGCAUCAUUCAGUCAAACAUUCAUAUUCGAUUUUGAGAUGAAUGUCCAGAAUGAUCAACAGACGUCUGGACUAUGAGGUGGAUGGUGGAUGGUGCAGCUGCACAGUCUUAUACCUGUGUGACUCUGCAGACUGAUUGGUCAGUGUGUUCUCAACUGACCGUACAACCAUCCCUAUACUAUAGCAAGGACACACUGCACCCACCAACAAGCUUUACUUCUUCAGUCCUCCACCUUUGUUAGCUCAGCUCUGUCAGCCCAGUCCUUUUAGCUUAGCCUUGAUAGCUUACCCCCAUUAGCUUGGCCCUGUUAGCCUAGCACUGUUUUCUGUGUAUCAGCUGUGUGUUUCUGCUCUCUGGUCUCAUGUCUGUUCCAUAUUUAGCUUCGCAGUCCCUCACACAGUGCUGUUGUUUUGCUGGGGGGUCUCAGGGGGGCUGCAGGGUGCAUAGUAACAGAGCUAAAUUGCCCCAUCACACACACACACACAUAGAUGAACCAUCCUCUGCAGGUCUGAGCUCACAGAGCAGAGUAGUACAGAGCGAGUGUUUUCUGUGUGGAGGGUUAAACAGGAUGUCAGUUCUCUGUAAUAAGAUUAGUCUUUGGUAAUAAUCUGAGAGUUUCCUUGUAAAAUUCUGUUAAAUUAACCUUCAGGGUUAGAGAUCUGUGACGAUGUUUGAAUCCUGGCGCAGCUCUCUCAGUUUCUCAGUUGGUCAGCUCACAAUCGUCAUGGGGUCUCGUAGAUCCAUAGUUAUAGUCAUCAUUUCACUAAUAAUCUAAGUGUUAAUCUUAGAGAAUUAACUCCAACUGAGUUAACCUUCAGGGGGCCUUUAAAGGUGUUUGAAUCCUGCAGCAGCUUCUUCUCUUUCUCUGUUUCUGAGCUAACGGUCAGUCAGUCGAUCACAGAGGUGUGGGUUUCUCUCCUUUCUGCUUGCUUCCUCUGCUCCGUCCAUCUCUCUGUCAUCCUUCAUCGUCUUAUUAAAGGAAGACAUGAAACCUGACUCCUCUCUCUCCUGUCCUCCAUCCUGUCCUCCUGCCCUUUCCAUCCCUGUAUACUGGGUGAAAGCUGCAUGUAGACUGUUUAAAGACUGGAUAUGGACUGAUUGUAAACUGGAUAUAGACUGAAUAUAGGCAAAAUUUAUUGACGAAUUAUAGACAGAAUAAAGACUGGAUAAUGACUGAUUAUGGACUAAAUAUAGAAAGAACAUCGACUGAUCAUAGACCGUAUAAAGACCGGUUAUACACUGAUAAUAGAGACUCGAUGUAGUAUUUAAUUGCUGUAUUGACUGAAUAAAGACUAGAAAUGGACUAGUUGAAGACUGAUUAUAGGCUGACUUUGGAUUGAUUAUAGACUCAAUAUAGACUAAAUGUAAACUAAAGAUGGACUAGACUGAUUAUAGACUGAAUAUGGACUUUAUGUAGACUGAAUAUGGACUGAAUUUGUGCUUUAUAUAGACAAAAUAUAGACUGGUAAUGUACUUAAUACAACACAGACUUUAUGUAGACUCAAUGUUGACUGAAUAUGGACUUAAUUCAGGCCAUAGACUGGAUUUGGACUGUUUAUAGACUGAAUAUAGACUGAAUAUGGACUGGUUAUAGACUAAAUAUGGACUAUAUAUAGCAGUGGUUCUCCAGGCUCAAGUCCAGUCCUCGAGGCCCACUGUCCUGCAUGGAAAACAUCCAAAACGUGCAGGACAGUGGGCCUCGAGGACUGGACUUAAGAACCACUGAUAUAUAGUAUAUACACUGCGUAUAUAGACUGUGUGUUUCAGUGUAAUGAUCAGGUUUGCUAAGCUUUAUCACAGCUGUCUUAUUCAGACCUCCACCCUCAGACAUUCACUCUCUGUGUGACUUCAGGGAUUCCUUUAAAAUGAGAUGAUGCAUCUGACAGAGUUUAUCAGAGACAAUCAAGGUCGUUCUCUUCUCUUUCUCUGAGUUUAGCUUCUAUUAUCAGAUUCAAAGAGUCCAUCAGAGCACAGAGAGGAGCCGCUGUCUGUACUCAUUGAACAGACCUCUACAGGUUUAGGACAGAUUAUAUAGGACAGAUCAUAGAGACGACAGAUUAAAGGGAGGACUGAUCAUAGAUAAAACAGAUCAUAAUGAGGACAGGGUCUCCAGAAGACACAUAGGACUGAGGAGGAAUCCUGCUCAGUGACUGGCUCACCCCUCUAUAGAGGACAGAGACGCUGAUUCACACCCUCCUGCUCCCUGUCUGUUUCUUAAUCUGUGUCUGUCUUUGCAGCGGAGUAAUGAUGAGAACGGGAACUGCUCUGGGGGCAGUAUGGAGUUUCCCACCACUAACCUGUACGAGCUGGAGAGUCGGGUCUUCACCGAUCAUUGGUCCAUCCCCUACAAGAGGGAGGAAUCUCUGGGGAAGUGUCUGAUAGCGUCCACCUGCCUUGCUCGCCAUGGUGAGAACACACUUGAGAAAUGAUGUUUAAUGUCUGUGUUAGAAUAAAUGCUGUUUAUAGUCUCAUACAAUUAGGUACAGCAUGAUACAGGGAAAGUCAACCUGAUACAAUGUAAUACAGUUAGAUACCGUACCAUUUAGUCAGAUAUGGUUUGAUGUUGUGUCAUACAAAUAGAUACAGUCAGAUAUAGUUGGACAUAGGCCCAUACAGUCAGGUGUUAUACAGUCAGAUACGCUGUGAUACAGGUAGAUUUAACCUGAUGCAAUGUAAUACGGUUAAAUACGGUACCAUUCAGUCAAACACGUAUUGAUAUAGUGUCAUACAGUGUGAUACUGUCAGAUACAGUCAGAUACAGUCGGAUACAAUCUGACACAGGCAGUACAGUCAGAUAUAAUGAAAUACAGGCAGAUACAGUCAGAUAAAAUCACAUACAGUCAUACAGUCAGAUAUAGUUAGAUACAGUGUAAUACAAUCAGAGUAUGAUACAGUCUCAUACUGUUAGAUACAGUAUCACUCUUUGUGAUACAGUCAGAUCCAGGCUGAUUCAGGCUCAUACAGUCAGAUCUUCUGUUUAAAUGCUUGUAUUUAAUCUGUCUCCACUCUUUUCAGGUCUGGCUGACGCAGAUGAGAACUGUAAGCGGUUCAUGGAUCGCUGUAUGCCUGAGGCCUUUAAAAAGGUAAGUGGAGGAUCCCUUACUCCCUCUGCAGAGUUUUAUUCACUGGUUUUCAUUAAUUGAUUUUUUUUGAUUGAAUAUGAUUGACAUAUUUAUUAUGUUGCACUGACUGUUCUGUAUCUCCUGUGCUGCUGUCCCGUAGCUGCUGACCAGCAGUGCGGUGCAUAAGUGGGGCACAGAGAUCCAUGAAGGGAUCUACAACAUGCUGAUGUUACUGGUGGAGCUGGUGGCGGAGCGGGUAAAGCAGGACCCCGUCCCCAUAAACCUGAUGGGGGUCCUAACCAUGGUGGGUCCUAAGUUUGUCCAACUAUUUGACUGUUCACUCCUUUUAUCCUGUCUCUGCAAACUGUCUGCAGAUAAAAGUCUAAAAAAUGGAAUAUGUGGAUAAUUGAUGUUCAAGUGACUUUAAAUCUUAAAUAAAGUAAUUACUAUUAUCAGAUGUUGGAUGAUAAAAUAGGGGAGUUGCUUAUUAGUACUUCCAGGAAAAGAGAACCUUUACAGAAGGAGGUUUCCACUGCAGGAAGUCCGCUCAGGGGCAAAUUUUGCUCCUCGUGCUCAGAGCUUUUACUUAGAAAGUCUUGUAUGUCAGGGCUGGGUUUGGUGAUGCUUGCAGGGGGUUUCAUUGGUAUCAUUGUGGGCAGUGAGGUGUAACAUCAGCUGUUUCCUCUUCCUGUCUGAGGGCUGAUUCAUCACAGGUGCCCAUCUACUGAAUUAACACAGUUAAAAACACAGAUAAGGUUCCUGAGAGUUAAAGCUUGAAUCAGAGUUUAACUCCAUUAGUUUUUAUCGCAGCUCAUUGGAAACAUCCCUCACUCUGAGAGUCUGUCUGCCAAGACUCUUCACUAAAUCUGACUGCUUGUCUGAGUUAUUGUUUAACAUUGAUGAAUAUGUCUUCCCGUCUGUCUCUGUCUCUGUGCACAGGCCUUCAACCCCGACAACGAGUACCACUUUAAGAACAGGAUGAAGGUGUGUCAGAGGAACUGGGCCGAGGUCUUUGGAGAUGAAGACAACAUGUUCGCUGUGUCUCCUGCGAACACCUACCAGAAGGUAAGAGAUGCAACGCCUCUGUCUUUGUCUCUCUUUCUGUCUCUGUCUGUCUGUCUGUCUUACCCUGCAAGGGACUGUCUGUGUUGAUUGUGGCGCCCCCUGUGGACAAAAGUGCACACCUCAUCUCUUUUAGGCGUUGUCCUAAACUUGCAGAGGCAAAAAUCUCAUUCUGCUUCUUUUUAGUAGUUCAACAACCGGCUCACUUAUUUUUAUGGGAAUAUUUGCCUUGAUUAAAAAAUUAAAAACAGGCAAUCGCUCAGCUGGUUUAACACCUAAACCCUCACUGUUAAUAUUUACAGACUAUAAUUCUUUUUGUAAACCCUUCAAUGUGGUUUUAGCCACGAAAUAUAACAGUCCCAUCACAGCAGUCAUGUUGCUGAUGGUCUUUUCUGUUUUUAUGGGUCAUAAAAAUCAUUAUCAUUAAUUCACACACACACAAAGACACACACACACACACUGAUGUGAUGUUUACAGUUUGUGUUCAUGUUGGAACAGAAAAACAAGUUGUUUAUAUCUGACCCCCCGCAGCUCAGCAGAACAUGACACUGACACACAACAGCAGCUGCAACACUUCAUAUAUAUGUGUGUGUGUGUGUGUGUGUGUGUGUGUGUGUGUGUGUGUGUGUGUGUGUGUGUGUGUGUGUGUGUGUGUACACGCGCGUGUGUGUGUGCGUGUGCGUGUCACAUGUAUCAUGGCCGUGUUGAGAUACAAUAACAGGUAUCUGUGUGUUUCAGGAGCCUCAUGGUUGGCUGGUUGAUCUGGUGAAUAGAGUGAGUAUCAGACUGUUGUCACUUGUUUAUUAAAUAAAGUUUUCAAAGUAAAAUUCUCUCAAAACUUUUUGUCCUUUCCUGUCUUCCUUCGGUGAAGUUUGGAGAGCUGGGAGGAUUCACUGCCAUCCAGUCGAAGCUGAACGCUGAUGAAAUUGAGAUUGCUGUGAGUCAAACUGACACUCAGAAGUGACGACAUGUUUUCUCCCUGAUCACACACACACUUUGAGGUGAAAGGUCAUUGUUUUAACCCCCCCGCUGUCAGCUUAAGAAUGCUCAACAUCUCCGGGCCCAGUUUCUUCAAACUGUGCUGUGGUACGAUCCUCCUCCUCCUCCUCCUCAGUCCCUGCUGGUCUGCACUCAGUCUGCUGCAGACCCUUUAACGGGCCUCAGCAUGAUUAACUAUGACAUAACUAUGUAGACAUGGCGUUAACUUCUCCUUGUUAUGUCCUUCAUUUACAGGAAGCUACAAACCUACAGAGACCAGGACAGAAACUUUACAGUCUGUCCUAAACUCUCUAAACAGAGGCAGUGAAUAUCAGGAGUAUUACAGGAUUUAGACCAGAUAAAACAACUAACAGACACGCUCUGGACGGACAUUAACCAGUAACAAAAACGCUCAAAUCCAGCAGAUAACAUUCAAGAUGUUAAUCGAUUUAUUGAUCCGAUCACACUCUGACAAACAUCCUGCUGCACUGACAGAGGUCUCCUAUCAUGUCCCAGUGUUUAUGGUUCUGAGCCUGUGUAAUCAUUUCACUGUGUUUCAGUUAUUCUGUAAUAAGACAUGUGUCAUCCUGUAAUAUAUCUCAUCUACAAACCCAGCACAGGCAGCAGAGUCCUCCUCGUUCCUCCCUUGAUUUCUCACUCAUGUUACCCUCAGUUUAAUCAUUUUUCCCAUUCUUCACCUGAACAAGAGUCACUUUUAUGAGAGUUGCCUUUUUUUACUGUCUUUCCUCUCAUUUUUUUAAGUUGGUAGAGGUUUUUUCUGUUGUUCUCAUUGACCCAACAGUCUGACAGCCUUCAGGUCCUGCUGUUUCCUCUGCACAGCUAUGUUGAGUGUGCAUGAGCAGCCAUACCUCUACCAACCAACCCACCAACCCAGAGCGAGGAAGAGUACAAAGCUCUUAAACUGAAGUUAACCACAAACCCUGCUGCAGAGAACAGAGCAUUGUUUACAGCCUAUUUCUCCAACCCCCCCAUCCCACUCCCAUCCCACCUCCCACACACACACACCCCAUCCCCUUUUCUCUCCCUCAGAGUGUGUCCGCUCUGGUCCAGCCUCUUGGUGUCGGAGCAGAGUACCUGAACUCCAGCCUUGUCCAGGUAAGACCCGAUGCUCCGUUCAGAUUGGCUCACUCUGUUUAUAUGUUUACCCUUUCCUCUCAGCGGUGUGUAAAGUCUCAUAUUGUUUUUAUUUUUCCAGCCCAUGCUCGAUCCGGUUAUCCAUAAGAUGAUCACGUAUGUGCAGAACCUGGAGGAGAAGGACCUAAAAGAUAAGGUAGGGUUACACAUUCAACACAGUUGUACAAAUAACAGGAAAAAAUAUCAACACAACUUGAUAAAGAUAAACAGAGUUAGUUUAUCUUCUUUGAGGCUAGAAUUUGAAAUGUUGGCAGUAGAUAAGCCUAAAACUAAAAAUCUGAGGUUUACUUCGCUCUUCAUCAUCCAUCAUCCUCUGAGUGUCAUGGGGAUCAGGCUGCUGUGAAACUGUAACACCAGAGCAGCAGAUAAACACAGGGGUCUUAACCCAGCAUCUCCUCUUCAUCCUCAGCGUCUGGUGAGCAUCCCUGACCUGCUGUCGGCCAUCAAGCUGCUGUGCAUGCGUUUCCAGAGAGAGCUGGUCACGGUGGUGGACGACCUGAGGCUGGACACACUGCUGCGGAUGCUCAAAACCCCCCACUUCUCUACCAAGAUGAACUCUCUAAAAGAGGUCUGCUCUAUACAAGUCAGAGCGAACGUUUGACCUCCAAACCACAACAUUUUAACAAAACCCACUCUGUCUGAUCCCCACAUAGGUCACAAAGCUCAUAGAAGAGAGCACCGUGUCCAAGACUGUGAAAAACGCCAUUGACACCGACAAACUGUUGGACUGGCUGGUGGAGAACUCAGUCCUGUCGAUAGCACUGGAGGGUGAGACUCAGAGAGAUUUAAGACUGGUUUAAAGUGAUCAGGCUCAGUACCUUCAGGUUUAAAGUGCAGCUGUUCAGUCUUUCAAAGUGUUUCUGUGUUUAUGUUGCAGGAAACAUUGAUCAGGCUCAGUACUGUGAGAGAAUUAAGGGAAUCAUUGAGCUCCUGGGGAGCAAACUGUCUCUGGAUGAACUCUCAAAGAUCUGGAGGAUACAGGUUCGAGCACUGUUACACUUAUGUAUCACAUUUAUAUUUAGUAUUUCACCUGUUUUUCCUGUCUGUUAAUAAAACACCUCUGUCAUCACUCUGGUAGAGUUUACGCUGUAUGUCAGCACUGAUGUUAUCAUCCACUAAUCUGCAAAUUUUCUAAUGAAUCUCUCCAUCUUUGAGAUCAAAAACUAUGCUAAUGGUUUCUGAAAAGUCAUAAGAUGAUUUAAAGUUUGAGCUCCAGAAAAAUUUCCGUCAAACUCAAAACCAGAAAUACAUUAAGUCUUUGGAAAAUCCUCCAACUUCAGACAAUGAGUCGUCUGUUGUGUCCUGUCAGACUUGUUGAGGAGUGGAGAGGAGAAAGUGUUUUAGAGUGUGUUUUGAUUGUUGUUUCAUUGUUGUUUUGUGAUUUCAGGCGGGUCAAUCAUCGACUGUGAUAGAAAACAUUCAUACAAUCAUCGCUGCUGCUGCUGUGAAGUUCAGCUUCGACCAGCUCACACACCUAUUUAUCCUCAUCCAGAAGGUCAGUGUGUUUCUGUGAGAGUCUGUGUGAUAAAACAUGUGUGUGAAUGUGUAUGUUUAAGAUGUGUGUGUGUGUAUUGAUAAUGUGAGUGUCUUUAUAAUGUUUGUGUGUGUUUGUGUUGUGCAGAGCUGGGAGGUGGAGAGCGACCGUGUGAGGCAGAAGCUGCUCAGUCUGAUCGGAAGGAUCGGCAGAGAGGCUCGCUCUGAAACCACCACGGGGAAGGUCAGUCUGACUCUGAUCACAUACGCAACACAGCAGGAGGUCCAGAGUCUGAAUAUAACUUUUUGUGUGUGUCUGUGUCUGUGUGCGCUCAGGUGCUGGAGGUGCUCUGGGAGCUGGCUCACCUGCCCACGCUGCCCACCAGUCUUGUCCAGCAGGCCCUGGAGGAACACCUAGGGAUCUUGAGUGACGCCUACGCCGUGAAAGAGACGGUGAAGCGCAACUACAUCAUCAAGUGUAUAGAGGACAUCAAGAAGGUAAGAUGGGACGAGAUGUAAAAUGAGAUAUGACAAGGGAUAAGACAAGAUAAGAGAUUUAAGAUGAGACAGAAAAGAGUCGAAAUGGAAUGAGUCAAGAAAUUAGAUGAGAAAAUGAGACGAGACAAACAAUGAGAAAUGAAAGGAGAGACAAAACAAGAGAGACAAGAUGAGAGAAAGUAGACUUGACGGUGCAGUACAAUUUGAGUAGGAUGAUACAAGAUGAGAUGAAAAUGACAUACGAGGGAUGAGAGAGGAUGAAAAGUCACUGGAUGUUAGAAAUGUUUCCAGAUGAUAGGAGACGAGAUGAGAGAGACAAUACAAGAGACAAGAAAAGAUAAGAGAGAGGAGACCAGAUAAGACAAGAUUGGAGGAGAUGAAAUGAGAUGCUAGUAGUUGAGAUAAGAGAGACAGUACAGUACAAGGUGACCAAGAUGAUAGAACGACGAGGUGAGAAGACAAUAUUAGAAUAUACAAGAUUAUGUGAUAAAUAAGAAGUAGAAAGAGGAAAUGGGACAAGGCAGAAAGAGAUGAUAUGAGAUGACACAAAGUAAAAGAAAAGAGUGAAAAGACAAUACGAUGUAAAGUAAUGUCCUAUGAGUCGAGAGAGGAGAUGAGACUAUAAUAAAGACAAAAUAAGACAAAAUGAGAAAGAUAUGACGAGGUCAAAUGAGACAAAAUGAUAUGAAUCAAAGGAGGUGUAAUGAGACGAGACAUGACAAGACAAGAUGACACAAAAUUAGAUGAGAUGAAACAAGAUGAGACAAGAAACGAACAGAUGGGAUGAGGCGAGAGGACAAAACGAGAGAUGACACAAGAACAUAUGAGAUGAGAUGUAAGAAGACAAGAUGAUAUGAGACAAGACGAGGCCAAACCAGAUGAGACAACAUGAUAGGAGUCAAAGGAGAUGAAGUGAGAGAAUGCAUGGCGAGAUGAGGUGAUACAAAAUUAGACAAGAUGGAAAAGAGUGAUAAAAACAGAGAGUAUCAGGCAGCCUGUGGGGGUCAGUCCGUGUGGUGGUGCAGUGAUUUCAAUCCACAUUAGACUGCAAAGAGGAUCAGGAGGAUAAAUCAAACAGGAACAUUAAGAUUAAAGAGGCACAAUAACCACAGACUGAACUAGAGGGCAUGAGAGAGUCAUUGAAAUGUCAAAGUUUAAAAUCCCACUUGUUCACACCUGUCUCCACACACUGUCACGUUUUGAAAACACAUCUGAAUAUCCACUGAAGCCUCUCACAGUGAGGGUGAUCACACUCAGGUAUGAGCCCACCUGUCUGAGCUGAACUCACCUGUAUGUUUGUAGACGGUCAGUCAGGAGGACAAUAAGAGCAGCGACUUUCUAAUAGCUUCAUGGAGCAAGAAGAGACAGAGCUCAGUGCUAAAAGUAAGAAACCUUUACAUUCCCUCUCAUCUGGGACACACCUGAGCUUCACACCUGACAGCCAAUCGGGAAGCAGGGGUUCACUUCACAGGGGGUUUUAACCGGGGGGAGUUAACCAGGUGUGUUAAUCUGCUGCUCACAGCGCUGUCUCUGAUUGCACUGACCCAUCCUGAACCUCAGGGGGAUCAGUCUUAUGACCGGUUCAUCUGUUGGAUCAGGCUAAUGACUGGAUCAUCUGAUGGAUCAGUCUAAUGACUGGAUCAUCUGAUGGAUCGGUCUAAUAACUAGUUCAGCUGAUGGAUCAGUGUAAUGACUGGUUCAUCUGUUGGUUCAGGCUAAUGACUGAUAUAUCUGGAUGAGUGGUGAGCUUUGGUGAAGAGGAGCUUGUGUCUUUAUUCCUGCGGAGAUGAAAUCAGAGCCUAAGGUGAAAUAAAGUGUUUGAUUUGGACACUUCAAAACAGAUGAAACAACCUUUGAACUCUAUUACUUUUAUCAUCUCUGACUCUGAUUUGUUUUUCUGUUGUUAAGCUACAAAAACAGAAAACCUGGGAACACAAAGUUUUUACUGUUUCAUCAUUUAAGCAUAAAAUCUGACUCUUUAAAUAAUCUCAGGUUCUGUUUUUGUAGCCUGAGUGUGUUUGGGUUUAAAUCCUGCUGUGGUGGAAAUCAUUAUUCUGUGUGUCUGUCUGUGUCUCUGUGUGUCUGUCUGUUUGUCUGUGUACUGUGUCUCUUUAUGUGUCUGUGUGUGUUUGCCUGUGUGUGUGGAUCUGUCUGUUUCUCUGUGUAUCUCAGGCCUCUCAGCCCAGCAGUCCUCAGUCGGUCUGGGUGGUUCCUGCUCUUCGUCAGCUGCAUGAGAUCACUCGCUCUUUUAUAAAGCAGACAUAUCAGAAACAAGACAAGGUAAUACACACACACACACACACACACACACACACACACAUAUCUCUCUAAUGUAAUGAUCAGUGUACCAUGUGAGUGCAUUGUUGUCAUGGUAACCAUCAUCUCCUACUCCUCAGAGCAUCAUCCAGGACCUGAAGAAGAACUUUGAGAUCGUCAAACUGAUCACAGGCUCUCUGGUGUGCUGCCAUCGGCUCGCUGUGACAGCGGCAGGGAGUAACGGGCUCUCAGGGUCCACGCUUGUGGACGGACGAUACACCUACCAGGAGGUGGAUUUGAUUUUCAAUCUUGUUUCAGAUUAUUAGAUGAAUAUAACAAAUCAGAAAUGCUCAAAGGUAAAAAAGGUUAAACUGAAACACUUUUAACAGGGUAUUAACUUCAGUUCAAGUCAAACGACUAUUAACUUCUAUAGGGACAGUUUGAAAGGUGCAGUCUGUAGCAACUAGGCAUAAAAAGCACUGAACUACAGGCAACAUGUCAAAACUACACUGACAGAUAAACAAACUUCUUUCUCUGUCACUGAUCCUGGUCCCCAUCAUCAAGGACAGAGUGAAACUGAUCAGCUGUCAGAUUGAACAAGAAGUCUGCAAACAUUAAACAUUUUCUAUUUCCUUCCUGCUCUUAGUACCUGGAUGGCCACCUGCGGUUCCUGGCCUUCUUCCUGCAAGAGGCCAGCCUCUACCUGGUGUGGAACAGAGCCAAAGAGCUGUGGGAGUGUUUGGUGUCAGGACCUGACGUCUGUGAGCUCGACAGAGAGGUAACACACUUACACUCAAAAUAUACACAUAUACAAUCACCGACCACUUUAUUAGGUACAUUUUGCUCAUAGGCUACUGGAUUGGACCCACUUUUUCCUUCAGAGCUGCCUUAAUUCUUUAUAGCAAGUUGUUAAAACCCUCCUCAGAGAUUUUUGUUCAUAUUAACAUAAGAGCAUCACACAGGCUCUGCAGAUUUGUCAGCUACACAUACAUGAUCCCAUUCUCCUCUGACCUCUAACAUCAGCAAGGCAUUUACAUCCACACAACUGCUGCACACUGGAUAUUUUCUCAUUUUCGGACCAUUCUCUGUAAACCCGAGAGAUGGUUGAGAAAUAGAUUCAGAAAUACUCAGACCAGCCUGUUCGGCACCAACAACCAUGCCACAUUCAGAGUCACUUAAAUCCCCUUUUUUUUCCAUCCUGAUGAUCGGUUUGAACUUCAGCAAGUCAUCUUGACCACGUCUACAUGCCUAAAUGCAUUGAGUUCCUAACAUGUGAUUGGCUGAUGAGCUAUUUGCGUGAACAUGCAAUUGAAUAGGUGUACCUAACAUAGAUGAUAUGAAAGUAUAACAUGUUACAAAUAAUAAUAAUAAUGAUAAUAACAAUAAUAAUAAUAAUAUGAUAUAUUGAGUCAUUAACGUGAAGGUAAAGAGACAGUGAUUCAGCAUCAUUCACAGCUAUUUCAAAGCAUUUAAAUCUUUGUUAUGUAAAGAUGAAAACUGAUCAACCUUUAUCGGUUAAGAGUCACAUUUCAACUUAUGAGAAACAGUUGGGACAGGCAGAGAACAGACCUGGUCCUUAUUGAUUAGUGCAUUUUGAUUUCAUCAAUUCAUCUAUUGUUGUUAAUGUUGUCACUGAUGUUCACUGUUGUCUAUGCUGCUGCUGUUGUUGUUUUUGUGCAGAUGUGUUUCGAGUGGUUCACUAAAGGACAGCAUGACCUGGAGAGCGACGUUCAGCAACAGCUCUUCAAAGAGAAAAUCCUCAAACUGGAGCCGUACGAGAUCACCAUGAAUGGUGAGCUACUAUUACUACUGUAAUACUGUGCAUCAUAGUAUUUAAGUAAAACAGUACUACAGAAUGACAGUAUGACAGCCGUAUUACAGUAGUACAAUGUUAUAAUGUCAUUUAACAGACACUUUUGUCCAAAAUCAAAGGUUUACUUUUACAGUAUGAUACAGUAAUAACAGUAUUAUUACAGUGAUACAAUAUUAGCACAGCACAGUGUAUAGUUUUGACAGCUCAUUGAAGUGAGGUCUGUUCAGGUUGUUUGUUGUUGUCAGAUUCAUGAUUUCUGAUGUAUUUAGGGAAGUCAGGAAAUCUUAACAAUGAAUGUCAUUAAUGACAUAUAGUACAUUAGUGUCUCAGUGUAAAUGUUUGAUCUAGAACAGAUAAUAAGAUGUUAGCUUAGAUAUGAGUUUAUAGAGAGCAAUAAAAGAUGGACUACAGACUGAGACCAGGAAACUCUCAGACUGAUGUACAGACUCCUGUUUACAGAUUACACACUUCGACACACAGUGGAAUAACAGCAGAAUGUUUCUGUCUCUUUUAGGUUUCAACCUGUUUAAAACAUUUUUCGAGAACGUGAAUCUGUGCGACCAUCGGCUCAAACGUCAGGGCACUCAACUGGUCAGUCCGCUCUGUCAUUUCUAACACUGCUGUCAAAGAUUGAACCUCAUUAUUUCACCUGAUGAAUAAACAUGGUGGUUUAACAUUAGAAUUUUGUUUGUGGUCUGACCUCAGUGUGUGGAGCGCCUCGACCUGGCAGGGAUGGAUUUUAUCUGGCGUAUCGCCAUGGAAACCCCUGAUGAAGAAAUAGCCAAUGAAGCCAUCCAGCUAAUCAUCACAUACAGCUACACCAACCUCAAUCCCAAAAUGAAGAAGGUGAGAGUGUGAGAGUGUGUAUCUGUGACUGUAUGAAAGUUUGUCAAAACUCACCCUAAAUUUGUUAUUAUUAGAAUUUCUUUCUUAUUCUUCCUCUUUAUUAUUUUUAAUCUUUUUUAUUAUUAAUAAGAACAACAACAAUAAUAAUGAUAAUAAUAGUGAUAAUAAACAUUAGGUUCUGUACCUGCAGGAAGCAACAGUGCACAGUGUUAAGGGUGUGUUAGGGUGAGCAGGUGUGUUAAUGAGCAGGUGUGUUUACGAUCUUCUCCUCCUCCUCCUCCUUUCAGGACUCUGUGUCUCUGCAUAAGAAGUUCAUUGCAGAUUGUUAUAAGCGCCUGGAGGUAAGCUUGUCAGUCACUGGACAGGUGAGUGUUAUUUCAUCGCAGGCACUCCUGAAACUGUUUCUCUGUUUGUCAAUCAGGCGGCAAGCUCAGCUCUGGGGGGGCCGACCUUGACGCAUGCUGUUACCAGGGCAACCAAGAUGCUGACGGCCACCGCCAUGCCAACCGUGGCCACGUCUGUACAAUCACCUUCAAGGUACAGAGGGGGGUUUGGGUAAGGACGGAGUCAUUGAGGAUACAAAACAUCAGGCUGAAAGAGGUGGGGCUGACUAACAGGUGAAAAAAAACACCUUUUCAUCUCCAGGUCCACUAAGCUGGUGAUAAUCGAGAGACUGCUGCUAUUGGCUGAACGCUACGUAAUCACCAUAGAGGUGGGUUAUCUCAGUCUUCAUUGCAGACAGGUUUUCAGUCUAAUAUGAACACCUGAGGACACAGGUUUUUCAGCAUACUGUCAAAAUCUGUUUAUUGUUAUUAAAUCACAAUCAAAUCUGUUAACUUUCUCCUCGAAGCUCUGUGGUCUUCCAGCUGACCUCACAGUGACUUAAAAGAAACUGUGAAACUACAACUAAGAUGAGAUAGAUACAGUGAACCUGAGACUCAGCAGGGGCAGAUAGAGAAACACAGAGAUUCUGUUGACACGGAUAUAUUUGUCUCUCUUGUAGACAAAUACAGUGAACAGAAACACGGUGGAGAAUGAGACAGUAAAAGAAAGACAAGGGGGGUAUGAUAAAGGUUGAGAGGAACUACCAACAGAUACAGUGUAACUGAGACUCAAAGAGGACAGGGACUGUACAACUGAGACUCAGUGUAGACCAACACAGUAAAACCAAGACACAGCAGAGACAGUCAAGUGAAAUUGAGACUAAGUGAAGAAGGCUACAGUGAGUCUUUGAGGAGACUUACCCAUUUGAACUGGUUUACCUGUCUGUUUUUGCCUCUGCAGGACUUGUACUCUGUUCCUCGCACCAUUCUACCUCACGGGGCGUCGUACAACGGACACCCCAUCAGCCUGCACAUCACCUAUGAAUCAACCAAAGACACCUUCACCUUAGAGGUAUUGUCAUCCUGUUCCUGGAACACCUUUUUAUCGUAUAUGGAUCCAUCUGCAGAAAAAUGACCUCUCUGUGUUUGUUUGUUUGUGUGUUUUACUUGCAGACACACAGUAAUGAGACUAUAGGCAGCAUCAGGUGGAAGAUCUCAGAGCACCUGAGCUGUCCGGUGGAUAACGUGCAGAUCUUUGCCAACGACAGCGUGGUGAGUGUCUGACUCUUUGUCUCUAAAAGUUUAAAUCAAGUUGUACCUGUCGUCUUCUCACUGGGUUAUGUUGCUCCUCUCCUGGUCAUGUGUUUCCCCUGAAGCCAGGUAAAGGUAAACUCUAAAAAUCAGAGGUUCAUUCUGCUCAGAUGUCCUGUCUUCUUCGUUGGUAUUCUCUGCGAGUCAGGGGAAACACAGCCUCAAACAACCUCACCCCUUGUUUUUCUCUGACUCCGCCCCCUCGCUGCCCCUCCCCCCUGUGUUAGCUGACCAUGAACAGGGACCAGAAGCUGCUCUCCCAGCUGGGCUUCAGCGACGAGCAGAAUCUGACCGUGAAGAGCUCCGGCACCGGCACACCAUCCGGCAGCUCCGAGUCAUCAGCCUCCGCCUCCAGCAGCUCCAGCUCGGCCGUCUUUAACUCUGCCUACGCCUUAGAGCAGGUAUCGCCCACACCUGACCCACUGACCAGCAUUCAACAAGUGAACAGACUCAGAGUCUCACAGUGUGUGUGUGUAUGUGCCCUCAGGAGAAGUCUCUGCCUGGCGUGGUCAUGGCGUUGGUGUGUAACGUGUUUGAGAUGCUGUACCAGCUCGCCAACCUGGAUGAGCCGAGGUGAGAGGGAGCGAACAGAGGCGACUUUGUUCAGUGAUGAAGGUGAAGUAGAUGCAGUCAGGUGAAGGAUGGAGGAAGUAAAGAGGAUAAAAUGAUUAAAAACAUCAUUUUUAGAAAAGGAAGGAAUGAGAACUGAAAAUCAGUGGCUCAGGUUCAGUCACUCUGUGGACUAAAGACUAAAAAACACCUUCAGAGUCUGUGUUUAGGAGUGGUUGUCAUGGUGUUUCAGCUCGGAUUAAAACUCUUAUUUAUCAUCCUAUCGACCUCCUCAGGAUCACUCUGCGGGUCAGGAAGCUGCUGCUGCUCAUCCCCACAGACCCGGAGGUUCAGGAUGCUCUUGACAACUUCGUCCCCAAAGAGUCCAGCGUGUGGAGCCACCAGGUACAUCAGGAUGACUGUGACCCCACCCCUUCAUUCAACUCCACCCUGACUCCUCCCCUUUCUUUGUCCAUGUCUCUGUCAUUUUUAACUCUGUUUGAUAUGAUAUUCUUGAAUCACAGAAAGUCUUCUUCACAUGGGGUCAGGGUGUUCGUAUCUCAUAUUGACUAGAACUUUUCUGUGUUUCUGUGUGGAUAUUUUAUUGUAGAAGACCCUCUUCACGCUGGGGCAGGGUUCAGGCUCUCGUUCCCCGUCUCUGUCAUCCAAACAGCAGCACCAGCCGAGUGCUGCCUCCAUUUUAGAGUCUUUGUUCAGGUCCUCAGCACCCGGCAUGUCCACCUUCAGAGUCCUCUACAACCUGGAGGUAACACGUGGACACACACACACACACUCACUCCAAACAGGGCUGUUCUGGAAAUAAGACAGUCAAUUAAUGCUCCUCCUCUUCCUGUCUCUUUCUGUCUGUCCCUCUGCCCCUCUCAGGUGUUGAGCUCGAAGCUGAUGCCGACCUCUGAUGAUGAAAUGGCUAAAACCAGCAGCAGGUCUUUCUGUGAGAACUUCCUGAAGGCAGGAGGCCUCAGGUACCGCACAAGCUUUAGAAAACCAAAGAUUUACGCAGAGCUCUGACACAGACACGACAGAGAAACAGCCAAAAAGAAAAAAGACAAACAACAACAUAAACGUACAGAUAAGAUGUUGAUAAAAGUGUUUUGAUGUUAUUUCUGUGUGUGUGUGUAGCCUGGUGGUGAACGUGAUGCAGAGGGACUCGGUGCCCUCUGAGGUGGACUAUGAGACCCGACAGGGCGUUUACUCGAUCUGCCUGCAGCUGGCCAGGUGAGCCUCACCUGUCCGUCACUCACUGUGAUUUUACCUCUUCGUCAUUUCAUUUUAUUUCAAACUUUAUUUCAUUCAGUUAAUAUUUAAAACAUUCAAUACAAACAAGGAAAAAUCUCAAACGUGAAUGAAGAGGAGCAGAAACAAGAAAAGUCUCAGAGUCUGCUCCUCUUACAUAAGAUAUUUCAUGUGAGGAGGAGCUUCACGCGUCUCCCUUUGUUUCUGCAGGUUUCUCCUUGUCGGUCAGAGCAUGCCCAUGGCGCUGGAUGAUGAUGUCAUAAGAGACGGCGAGGCACUGUCGUCUCGUCCGUUUCGUAAUGCAGGGCGGUCCGGGCGGCAGCUGUCCCUGUGUGGGACUCCGGAAAAGUCCUCGUACAGACAGAUGUCUCUGUCGGAGCGCUCGUCCAUCAGGGUGGAGGAGAUCAUACCUGCAGCUCGAGUCGCCAUCCAGGUAAAACACGCUCACCUGCACAUUUUUACCUAACCCACCUUCCCCCCAAGCCCACAUGGUCCUAACCCACUGUCUCCACAGACCAUGGAGGUCGGCGACUUCACCUCCACUGUCGCAUGCUUCAUGAGGCUCACCUGGGCAGCUGCGGCGGGCAGGUUGGACCUGGUGGGCAGCCCUCAGCCAAUCAGAGAGAGCCACACUUCCCUCUUGCCUCAGGGGGUCCGCACCCGGGUCAGCAGCACAGGUGAGACAGAUAUCUUACCUCACUGAUUUUACAUAUAGUAGGAGAAGAGGAAGAAAAGGAGGAGCUCCUCCAUCUUUCCCUCCCUCCUCAGAGCUCUGUCUCUCUCUUGUCCCCAUCUUUCCUUCUCUGUCACUCAGACUCCCGCUCUCAGACCUUUACAUAGACUCUAACAGACCUCAGCUUCAGGUUGCAGAGUGACUCAUGUUUCUGUUGAUGUUUGCAGGAAGUAACUGCAGUUCCAGCAGUGAAGGGGAAACCACGCCAACAGCAUUACAUGCUGGGAUAUGUGUCCGGCAGCAGAGUGUGUCCAUCAAAGAUGCCAUCAUUGCCCGAGAGGCUCUGUCUCUGCUGGUGACCUGCCUUCAGCUCCGCUGCCAGCAGCUCUGUAAGACUGACAGAAACACACACACAAAUAAACACAUGAACACACGUAAACACAAACACACACUAUAACAGUCAGAGGUUAUUACUCAGGUCCUCUCUCUCUCUCUCUCUAUCUCCACAGCAUCUUUCUAUAACCUUCCCUCCGUCAGUGACUUCAUCAUCGACAUCCUGCUGGGCUCUCCAAGUGGAGAGGUAACACACAAACACACACAAACACACACACUGCCAACAGUGGAAAAUUAAACAUCCCAAAUGCUAUUGUUCUCAUUUCCGUCUCUCUGACUAAUGGUCUCUCUCUGUCCCCAUCAGAUCCGGCGUGUGGCGUGCGAUCAGCUCUACACUCUGAGUCAGUCGGACACCUCUGCGUUCCCUGAAGUCCAGAAACCAAACCUCUUCCUGCUCUCUGUCGUCCUCACCGCUCAGCUGCCGUUAUGGAGUCCAACGUCCGUCAUGAGAGGAGUCAACCAGAGGUAACCAACACACCUGAAACACCUGCAUCACCUUUAACCAGUCUGAGUGUCAGAGGUGUGUGUAUUAAUGCUGCUGUCCUCCUCAGGCUGCUGUCUCAGUGCACGGAGUACUUCGACUUAAGGUGUCACCUGCUGGACGACCUCACCUGUAAGACCUCGACUCUGAUUCAGUCACACACAACACACCUGAGUGAAAUCAAACCUGUUAUGAUGACAGCCUGUUAUUAAUCCGAUAACUACAUCAUCCUUUUCUGCAGCGUCAGAGAUGGAGGUGGUGAAGGUGAGCGCGGCGGCGAUGCUGGAGGACGAGAUCUCCUGGUUGGACAACUUUGAACCAAGCUGGAGCUCCGAGAUGGAGACGAGCGAGGCCGACAACAUCCUGCUGGCUGGACACCUGAGACUCAUCAAGACGCUGCUGUCACUGUGUGGGAAGGAGAAGGAGCACCUGGGUGAGGAGGGGCACACACAGAAACACACACACACACAUAUUCUCACUCUCUCACUCUGAGCUCUAUAAUGUCAAUAAUCCGUAAUAAUUAUCAUGUUAAUCUUCCAUCUGCAGGUCCAUCUCUCAUCCAGCAGCUGUUGGACGACUUCCUGUUUCGAGCCUCAAAGAUCAUCAUCAACAGCUCCAACCUGACCCCCUCCCCCACCCCGAACCACGACUUUCACCCAAAGUACGUUGGAUUUCAGCUUUACCCUCAGACUGUGUGUUCAGAGCGGUUUUAACUCUGUCGCUGAUUUAUGAUUAUUAUUUAACUUCAAAAUGAAAACAAAUCACGUAGGGAGUGUGUUUUAUGUUUGUUCUGCAGAUCAGCUGACCACCUUCACACUAUGCCCAGAAAUAAAAUAAAAAAAACAGAAAAUCUUGAAAAAAUUGACAAAACAGACAGCCACCUUCUCAUUAAUGCACAUACAGACCAAAUCUGUCCUCUAAUGAGCCCACCUGAACAGGUAAAGUCUCAUCAGCAAACAGCAGAUUUGACCACAUCAAGAAUGAAACCAUGAUCUGAAGGAGCUCACAAAGUCCCAAAGACUCGACAGAACCAAAACAGUUCAGAUACAGACAUGAAUGACUAAACCCAUAAGGGUCUGAUGGUUUAGAUCAACCUGUCAGUCCGCUUACCAGUCCAUGUGUGCAUGCGUGUUUGUUUGUGUGUGUCUCCAGGUGCAGCACAGCCAGCAGUCGUCUUGCCGCCUACGAGGUUUUAGUCAUGUUAGCAGACAGCUCACUGUCCAACCUGCGACUGAUCACCAGAGAGCUGUUGUCCAUGCACCACCAACUCGACCCAUCUGUCUGCAAGGAGUUCGAUGUAAGACCAGAACACACACACAGAUACACACAGUUUAAUUUUUUUUACAUAAAACACACACACAGUGCCAUCCUAUAUACUUUAAUUAUAUAAAAUAAACAAACAGAGUUAUAGAAAAUACACAAACAAGAUUUACUCUGUUUAAUCUUAAUAAUCUGCAUAUUUACAGUUCAAUAAUAAAGACACAAACAAAGUGAGAUCAUGAACAAACAUCCAGUUGACUGAUGUUAAAGCUGUCUCCCCCUCUGUGUCUCUCAGUAUCUCCCCCCUGUAGAGAGCCGCUCGGUCUCGGGCUUUGUGGGGUUAAAAAAUGGCGGCGCCACGUGUUACAUGAACGCAGUCUUCCAGCAGCUCUACAUGCAGCCUGGACUUCCAGAGGUAUUGCGUUCAUGCUGUUUUCCUCUCAAGUGGGGGCGUCGGAGCGGGGCUGUUGUGUUCAUGGGUUUAUUGUGUUUGCUUUGAAGGCUUUCCUCUCCAUCGAGGACGACACGGAUCAACCCGAGGAGAGCGUCUUCUACCAGGUCCAGUCUCUGUUCGGUCACCUGAUGGAGAGCAAGCUGCAGUACUACGUCCCCGAGAACUUUUGGAAGGUAACAUACACGCACACACAAACACACACACACAUACAGGUGAUGUAAUAACCAAGUGCCCUCUGAUCACACACUCGCCUGUUCAAAGUGACUGCAGCAGUCAUUUAGAGAGUGAUUUACCAAACAGGUUACUUCAGCUGAACUGAGCUCACUGCUGAGAGUCUUACUGACUGAGCUGCUUCUAAAGACUGUAUAUAGAUUUUAAUGAAACACUGAAAUGUCUCUGCUCAGAUCUUCAAGAUGUGGAACAAGGAGCUGUACGUCAGAGAGCAGCAGGACGCCUACGAGUUCUUCACCAGCCUGGUGGACCAGCUGGAUGAACACCUGAAGGUAACACUCACACCUGAAGAAAGAUCUCACUGACACCAGAGUAAACAGAAACACUGAGUGCUGGUUUUGAACUGUGAGCUCAUAUGUCAGGGAGUCCAUCCUCUUUAGAGAGGAGGAUGAUCCUGAAGCGCAGUUGUUCUCAAGUGCAGUCCUCGAGGCCCACUGUCCUGCAUGUUUUGGAUGUUUCCCUGCUCCAACACACCUGAUUCAAAUGAUCAGCUCGUUAUUAAGCCAUUAACGAGCUAAUCAUUUGAAUCAGGUGUGUUACUCAGUGUGUAUUUCUCAGUGUGUGUCUGUUUUGUUAAUUAUGUGUAAUCAUGUCCUGAACAGAAAAUGGGUCGGGAGCAGAUCUUCAAGAACACGUUUCAGGGGAUUUACUCAGACCAGAAAAUCUGUAAAGACUGUCCUCACAGGUGAGCAGGAAGACAUUAAGGUUGAUUUUGGUUUCAAUCCAUCACAGAUAGACUCUGACCUUUGACCUCUUACCUGACAGGUAUGAACGUGAGGAGACCUUCAUGGCUCUGAACCUGGGCGUGACGUCCUGUCAGAGUCUUGAGAUCUCUCUGGAUCAGUUUGUUCGGGGCGAGGUGCUGGAGGGCAGUAAUGCCUACUACUGUGAGAAAUGCAAAGAGAAGGUUUGUGUGAACUCACCUGUAACUUGACUGUCAGCCCGUCUCAAUGCAGGUUCGCUAACUCAAUGUUCACCUGCAUUUAUCCACACAGAGAACCACAGUGAAGAGGACCUGCAUCAAGUCACUGCCCAGCGUCCUCUGCAUCCACCUCAUGCGCUUCGGCUUCGACUGGGAGAGCGGGCGCUCCAUCAAGUAUGACGAGCAGAUCCGGGUACGCAGGUCACCUGUUAACUGUUACCAGUUCCCUGUUCACCUCGUCUAUUUACUGUAUUUUCCGGACUAUAAGUUGCACCGGAGUGUUAGUCGCACCAGCAGAAAAAUGCAUAAUGAAGAAGAAAAAACAUAUACUGGUAUAAGUCGCAUUUUUGGGGGGAAAUUUGUUUUACAAAAUCCAAGACCAAAAACAGAUAUUUCAUCUUGAAAGGCAAGUCAUAAUAAAAAUCUAGCUAUCGAGGUUUUAGCCCGCGAUGAGCUUUUUUGUUUUCUUCAUUGCAGAGAGAGUAACCGCCGCUUUUCGCCAGUCCCUUACAAGUUUCUCGCUACCUCCAAACCCUCUCUCUCUGCUGCUCGAUUGCCGAUUUUGGCGCAUAUUUCACUACUUGCAGCUUGUAAUCUGCAGAAUAUGAUUCUGUCAUGGGGCAUUUGUUCUCAGUCUUGCUCAGUUGUAAAUAUGAGUUAACGUUAAUAUUAAAUCUUCAGUGGUACAGGAGUAGCAGAUACUGCCACAGCAGCCUAGAGUGCCCUCUAGUGGCUGUUAGUGUGAAAAUAACAAACGUGAUAUUAUAUAUAUUUUGAUAUACAUAAGUCAAACCUGAGUAUAAAUCACAAACCCAGCCAAACUGUGAAAAGAAGUGCGAAUUAUAGUCCAGAAAAUACAGUAGGUUCAUGUCCUGUGUCAGAAUCAUGACUCACUCGGAUAUUUCCCACAGUUCCCCUGGGUGCUGAACAUGGAGCCGUACACCGUGUCUGGGAUGGCUCGCCAGGACUGCAGCAGUGAGGGCGGCGAGGGGCGGGGCGACGGCUCGUCGGGAGGGUCUCCCAGGAAGAAGGUCACAAUAUCUGAGAACUACGAGCUGGUGGGAGUUGUAGUUCACAGCGGUCAGGCUCACGCAGGACACUAUUACUCCUUCAUCAAGGACAGGCGGUAAGAGACGAUCAAGGUCCUCCUAUCACCUGAGCAUUCACCUGUCCACCUGUCUGUCCAUCUGUCUGCAUCUCUGUCUCUCUGGUCUGAAUCCUGCUUGUGUCCUUGUUUCUGUCCCUGUCUCUGUCUUCUGAUUGUUUAAGACUCUGUUUGUAUUGAUCUGCAUAUAAAAGCAUUUAAUUAAAUCAGGAGCUAAUCUUCUUGUGAAGGCAGGUGUCUUCUCUUGACACAGACCGCCCUGUAAGGUGACCUGUCGUGCAUCUUGUGGACAGUUACCUGUCUCAUCUGUCUCAUAUAACAAAUCCAGAGUGUCCUGUCCCUCACUUUGUCCGCACUCUGUUUCUAAAUACUCACAAUGAAUUUAUCUUCUCCCCUCUCUUUGUCCUCUCUCAGAGGUGGUGCUCGUGGACGUUGGUAUAAGUUUAACGAUAACGUGGUGGAGGAGUUUGACAUGAACGAUGAAACUCUGGAGUACGAGUGUUUUGGUGGAGAGUACCGGCCCAAAGUCUACGACCAGUGUAAGAAACUACGUUUACUUUGACCUCAGUUUGAACAUCUAGACAUCCAUCACUCAUUACUCGCUAUUCCAUGUCUAUGUUGAGAUGAUUCAUCAUUAAUGACCCCAGCACAAAUUUUCAUAUUUAGACUCCACGGCUUGUGUCAGUGGACAGGUUUAAACCUCAUCUUUUUAUCAUUGUCUACAGACACUAACAGCACAAACUCUGAGAAAAAACAAGAAUAUGAUGAAAGUUUUUAUCAAAUUUUAGAGAAAACAUUUUCAACCAGAAACAGAAAGACACAAAAAGUCAACAGGACACUGAUGCAGAUCUACAGCGCAGCUUAUGGACAACUAACAGUGUGUCUGUCUGUUUGUGUGUGUGUGUGUGUGUGUGUGUCUUUUGGUGUGUUUGUGUGUGGGCGUGUGCAGCUAACCCAUACCCUGAUGUAAGGAGGAGGUACUGGAACGCCUACAUGCUGUUCUAUCAGAAGAUCAGUGACCUGAACUCACCUGUGCUGCCCAAGAAGAGCAGAGUGAGCAUCAUGAGGCAGGAGGCCGAGGACCUGACGCUGUGAGUCUGCAGACAAUUUAGACUUAUUAUUAUUAUUAUUAUUAUUAUUAUUAUACUCAGAAAUGUCUGUUUAAUCUGAUAUUUUAAAAUGAUUUUAAUCACAUAUCUAAAAAAAAAUCUAUCAGAAAGACUCAGCAGGUCCUCUCUCUUUUCUCAUCUCUCUGUGUCUCUGUGUUUCAGGUCUGCUCCCUCCUCCCCCGACGUCUCCCCUCAGUCUUCGCCUCGCCCCCCCAGAGCCAACAAUGACCGCCUCACCCUCCUCACCCGUCUGGUCCGUAAGGGGGAGAAGAAAGGUCUGUUUGUGGAGAAGAUGCCGGCCAGUAUCUACCAGGUCAGAAGUCAUCAACACAUGAAUGUCACAGAGACACACAGAGUCCACAUUUACAGAGAUACAGAGACAAACAUAACUUCUUUGUAACCUGGUUAGAAACAGAUUGAAGAUUUUGACAGCUCCAGGUUACUUCAUCUGACCUCUCCAUCCCUGUCUUUGUGUCUUUGUCUCUCUGUCCCCCUGUGUCACUGACUGUGUUUUUCUGUCUGUGUUCAGAUUGUAAGAGACGAGAAUCUGAAGUUCAUGAGGAACAGGGACGUCUACAACAGCGACUACUUUAACUUCAGCCUCUCCCUCGCCUCCGUCAACGCUGUAAGACUUUCUGUUUCUUUUUUUCAUGUCGUAGUGAACAAAAUGAAAACAAACAAACAGACUGGGCGGGUCUAAGGUCAUAGACAGCAGAGCAGGACACAACUGUUAAAACCCAGACAAUCCCAUUUACUCAGAAAAUAAAGAGGAAGAAAGAAAAUCUGUUGAGUCGGUGCAAAAUCACUGUUAAUUAUUUUUUAAUAGAAGCGCACAGUGUCUCUGUCAGUAAUGUAUCUGAUGUCCCUCACAGACCAAGCUAAAGCAUCCAGACUACCAGCCCAUGGCCAAAGAAAGUCUGCAGCUGGCUGUCCACUUCCUGUUCCACACCUACCUGCACACCAAAAAGAAACUCAGGUACAUCCACACCUGAUUUAUUGUAGCUGUCAGUAACAAGCAGCGUCUCCCAGCAGCCCUGUUUCAUUUUCUCUCAUCUGUCUGACAUGCAGAGUGGACACAGAGGAGUGGAUGGCCACAGUGGAGGUGCUACUGACCAAGAGCAGCGAGGCAUGUCAGUGGAUGGUUCAGUACCUGGUUGGACCCGAGGGACGGGAGAUCACCAGGUAAUAUCCAAGGAAUCACACACACUUGCAUACAUUUACACUGACGAUCAGCCUGUAAUUAUGAUAAGCUUGAGGAAGAGCAGCCCAAACAUGAUCAGUCUGAUUAUGAAACUCUGGAUAAUCAAGUCAAGUCAAAGUUUAUUUUAAAGCACUUUUAAGAAGACAGCAGUCAAUCAGGAUAAAUAAAAGAAGUAAAUAAAUAGAUUACAAUAAAACAAAAUUAAAAACCGUGGACUAAAAUGAAGACAAUAAAAGAAUAAAAGCCUGUAAUGUGCCUAUAAUAAUCAAACCUGAUCAUUUCAAGCCCGGUGAUAAUCAGCUCACUCAUGAACAACCUGGUGAUGAUCAACCUGGUAUUUAUCAGUCUGACAGUGAUCAGUCCACACUAGCCAUGUUUACAUGUGCAAAAUUUCUUGAUCUGAUUAAAAUUUUGUGGGAUCAGAUCAUCUGAAUCCACUGUUUAUAUUAGCACAACAUCAAAUAAUCCACAUCUGGUGGAUGUGGAUUGUCUGGUUUCGCUAAAACUACCGGAGAAGAAGAGUUGUAUUUACGCCUGUGCUGUCAACAAACCAACAAUGGCAGUAGCAGUUUACUCCAUCCAAUUCAGGAUAUACCCCCCCGUUAAAUGUUGUCACUAGAUGGCGCCCUUGCUCACUUUUUUACUGCCCCGUCAAAGGUUGCGCUGUACGUGCAGAUGUGACAUUAUUGCGCUGUAGUACGCCUUGUUAUGUUAACAGAGGAGCAGACACGGCUCCUGCGGUUGUGUUUUGUGUUAAUAAUGAAACCUCCUUAACUGGCCUUAAUAAAUAAGCCAAAAGCUAAAGAGUGAAGAUCGAGUCAGGUAAGAGAGUCAUGAUCGGAAUGAGUGUUUACAUGAAAGCGUUUCGUAAUAACGAUCGGCAUAAACCACCCCUCUUGAUCGGAAUACAAUUUCUUUCUGAUUGAGUUGAAUUGGAUCAAAAUCUUCUGAUCGACAUGUUUACAUGAUGCUUUUUUAUUCCGAACAGGCAUUCAUUUCGGUUAUUUGUGCCCAUGUAAACGCAGCUAUUGUUGGUCUUGAUCUUUGUUGAUCAGGAAUGAGCGGAUUAGGUGUGAACAUCCAACCUGACCUUCCAUCUCAGAGUAGCUGCUUCAUUUCAGACUGCUGUGACUUUUCUCUCUUUUUUAGCUGUUUAAACAUGUCACAGUAUAUUCAUGUUUUUUUGUUAUGAUUGUUGUACUCCUCUCUGACCCUGACAUCUGUCUCUGCCUCCCCUCAGGGUCUGUCUGCUGGAGUGCAGUGUGAGGGAGGUGAGAAUGGUGGUGGCAUCCAUCUUGGAAAAGACUCUGGAAAGCGCUCUUCUUUUCGGAGACCCAGGACUGGACAAUUUGAUGGACGCCCUUCUCUCCUUGUUGGACAAAGACGUCCCUGAGAAUGUGAAGAACUGUGCGCAGUAUUUCAACCUCUUCAGUAACUUUGCUCAGAGGGUAAAAAGCCGUCGACUAACAGCUCUGUCUUUUUACGAUCAGUCAAAGAAAUGGGACGAGGUCUGAUGAUUUUCUCUUGUUGUCGGUCUGUCUCUGUUUGUCUCACUGUCUCAGGGAUGUGGUCCCUGUCAGCUGUUGUUGAAACACUCAGCGUAUCGUCGGAUGCUCAUCUUCCUGUUAGGUCCCAACAGACAGAACAACCAGGUAACUAUUGAAAGAGGUUUCCUCUCCGAGCCUGUUAGAUUUAAGGGGUCUAAACUGUGAGGUGCUGCUGGUCAGAGUUUAGUCCUCAUCAUCUUGUUUUUUUAUCUAAAGACUCAAAGUACAAGUGUCUGAAAAUAAAAGAAGUUUAGUGUUCAGAACGGGGCCUCUGCCGAAAGCUAUCCGACUCUGAGAAAAGUGAGACGUGAACCCAGCAAAGACUUUUUUUUUUUUUUUUUUUAACACAGCUGUUUAUUCACAUACGCUCCCACAUUUAAACCUGUUCAACCAACUUUGAGCCCAACAGUAGUGGAAGCAAACAGGGUCCAGGUUCAAACAGGGGUAUUUUAAAAACAUAUGGGUAUUUUAAAUCUGAAUAUCUUUGGAGUUGUGGGAUACAGUUUUCACUCUGAAACAGCAAACUUCUGCUAAAAUACAGAAUAAAAUGAAGGAUUCAUGUCCAACACAUGUUAAAGCUUGUUUUUGGUGUUUUCUAACAGAACCGGCGGUGGAGUCCGGCUCAGGCUCGGGAGUUCCUCCACCUCCACAGCACGCUGGCCCUCAUCACGCUGCACUGCGAGCUGAACCCUCAGAGGACUCACGGUCAGACCCUCUCUGUAAAUGUUUGAUAUUCAUGCCUCUGAACCGCUCGCUCUCAGUCUGAUCAAUCUCUGUCUCACCUGGUGUCACCUGCAGCUCCAGGAGGGUUCAAACUCCGAGUAAGCUGCGCCCCUUCCUCCUCCACCUCGCUCCUUCCCCUGCACUCGGACAUCAUGACCUCGCUGUUCACCCCAGAAGGGCAGCCGUACCUUUUAGAGGUGACGUCCAAAUACUGACCCACGUUGUUUUAAUUGACUGCUGUCGGUCCUUUACCUAGAAUCAUGCUUGAGGUUUACAUUAGGCUUUUAAAAUCUAACAACGUUUUUGAGUUUUGAGUCAAAGAAUGCACUGACAGUGUUCAAUCUGCCUUUAAAAUGUGUUUUUUAAAGAGGAAGGCUGUAUUAGCCUGAAGCCAAACUGAAUCAAACUCCCUUCAGCAGCCAGUGCAGUCUUCAGUCAGUGCAGUUGGUGCAGUCUGCUAUCAGUACAGCCUGCAAACUGCAAACUGUCCCAUUCACAAACUUUGCUUUAAAUGCAUACCUUUAUUUUCAUUUCAAUAUCAAUUCAACCGUUCUGAAGGUUGACUCCUGGACUUUUAGUGAUUCUCACAUUCAUGUUUUUAUUUUUUUUUCCUCUAGAUUUUGAAUGAAAUGGUGAAUAUUUUUAGUUAUCGUGGUGUUUAAAGAUCAGAGGAAGUCUAAAUGUGUCAAUUUCAAUAAAAACAAGAGAGAAAAACUAAAAAGUAAAGAGUGAGCAAUCUGUUAGAGUAAAAGUUAAUCUGAUCUGGUUUUUGAUUUUCUGUUUGUGUGUGUGUGUGUGUUUGUGAUCAAGGUGAUGUUUGCAAUGCGUGAGCUGUCUGGUCCUCUGUCUCUGCUCAUCGAGAUGAUCAGCCACGUCUCCUUCUGUAAUGAACCCUUCUCCCUGGGCGUGCUGCAGCUGCUGAAAGUAAGUUACACACACACCUGUCAGACAAGUUUUUUCUGAGCAUGCUCAGUGGCGGUGAUGAGUAUAUUUUGUUUGUAACAGACUCAGCUUGAGACGGCGCCGCCUCAUGAGCUGAAGAACGUGUUUCAGAUGCUGCAAGAGCUGCUGGUGAGUGAUAACAACCAGAUCACCUGCUGAUGUAACACCUGAUUCGUGUUCAGAUCAGCAUCUCUAAGGUCUCUGAAAUCUUUGUCUUCAGGUGAUGGAGGAUCCUCUGCAGUCCCAGCGACUGAAAUAUGCUUUUGAGUCUGAGAAAGGCCUGUUAGGUAGGUGCGCACUGAGCUCUGUGCAGGAUCAUCAGUCUGCAAGCGCUGGUUUAGACUGUUUGUGGACUGAAUCUCUGCAGCAUGUCUCUGUUUGAACUAAAGUUAAACGCUGAAAUCCUAACGCUGUGUUUUUUUCCUCUCAGCUCUGAUGCAUCAGAGCAAUAAUGUGGACAGCAGGCGGUGCUACCAGUGUGUGAAGUUCCUGGUGACUCUGGCUCAGAAGUGAGUUCAUCCUGAGGAGGAGGGGGAGCGGUCUCACUUUAUUAUCCCUCUGAUUUAUCCUUCACUUCAUCCUCUUUAUGCUUCAGGUGUGUUCCAGCCAAGGACUACUUCAAGGACCUGUCCGGACACUGGAGCUGGGCGGUGCAGUGGCUGCAGAAAAAGGUCAGAUCUCAGAGCGGAUCAAGAGCUUUCUAAAUUCAACCAGAAGGAUAAAUAAAAAAUAACAGAUCAGGACCAUAAAGACAGGGUUACGCAUGACAGAACCCUGACCAAAAACUGAGGCGUGAAUGAUGCUAGGCUGUAGGGUGCAAAAUAAUGCCGACUCAGACUCUGAAGGAGGAAGGACAGAGCUGUAAGCCUCCAGGUUCUCUCCUAGGUCAGAGUCUCCGGUCCAUGAGGACCUCCAGAGUCAAACUUUAGACAGUCUGGUCUUUUUGAAGGUUCUCAUGGUCUUGUGUCUCACUGUCUCUCUCUCAGAUGACCGAACAUUACUGGACCCCUCAGAGCAACGUAUCCAAUGAAACUUCCACCAACAAGACCUUCCAGAGGACCAUCUCUGCACAGGUAGGACCAGACACACUCAGGUACACGGACUUCAGUCCUGAAAGACUCUGAUGUUCAUUUUUCUGUAAACUUAAAAUAGUUUCAAUGUUUGCGUCACUCUCAGAGUAAAAUCACCUUCAGACUGAUUUUAAACUGUACUCUAUCUCAGUAUUUCAGACUUCAGGUUCUUUGGUUACUCAGCCUUAAUUAAAUAUCUGCUGUCAUUGGUGUCUGCAGGAUACGUUGGCGUACGCUACGGCGUUGUUAAACGAGAAGGAGCAGUCGGGCAGCAGUAACGGUUCUGAUGGCAGCCCAGCCAAUGAAAACGCAGACCGCAGCCUCAGACAGGUAAAUACACCUUCAUCACCCCUGGUUCCCAUCUGUGAGACUGAUCUGAGUCUGACUUCUGUCUGCGCUGAGAGGAGCGCAAAUGUGUGACGGCUUCAUCCCCUCUCAGUCUAACAGGAAGUCCAUCCCUCACCUGCUUUCACGCCUGUCAAUGCGGGCGUCAAAGGAAGCAGACUACCAUAUUUUUCGAGCAAUAAGGCGCGCUAGAUUAUACGGCGCACUGUGAAUUAACGUCUUUGUUCACACAUGAGGGUCACCGGAUUGUAAGGCGCAUUAAGCAUUAAUUGGUUUAUUGUUGCCAAAGCGUACUCCGGGCCCGGGCUCCCUUACAUGAAUGCACUUCUAGUUUAGACAUUAUAGUCAGGCAGUGUUGUAAACUGCUCAGGGGUCCUGUUAUGGAGCCGAUCAGGUAGUGACACAGCGUACCGUAAUGCUCCAAAUAUCCAUCGAGCGGAGCUGCUUCAUUGCUACACAGUACUUGCACAGUCGUACUUACACAUUUUGACAGAUUUUUGAGCGCAUUGUACCACAUAAAAUCAGUCUGUAAGCACAACGAGUAAUCAUACAUAAGGUGCACUGGAUUAUAAAGCGCACUGACAAUUUUUGAGAGAAUCUAAGGAUUUUAAGUGCGCCUCACAGUCCGAAAAAUACAGUAAGUAAUGGGGGUGUGGGCAUCCUCCCUCCAUAAAGUCCACCAUACAGAGUUGAUUGAACCUUCUGCUCUCUGCAGUGAUGUGGACAGGUAGAUCACAGAGUAGGAGGUAAAACCCGGAGUGGAGUUUCUCUAAGAAAGUGGACUGGAUGUUUUAGCUCAGAGCUGAGACAGGUCAAAGUGAGAAGGUCAAAAUAACCUUUAUGAAAGAGAGUUAGGGCCUGUCCCAGUAGUUCUUACUCCUGCACAGUCAGCUACACCCACACUCACCUGUUCAGUAUUUUAAGCACACCUCCCUUACCUCUGUCUGUCCCAGGGCUCAGAGUCUCCCAUGAUGCUCGGCGACUCAAAGAGCGACCUGGAAGACGUGGACCCUUAGCCUCGCCCAUCAGCAGCACCCCUCUACAAGAGAGGCGGCUCAGCUCCAAGCGGCCGACACAAAGGGCUGUCUCUGCCUCUGAUUGGUCAGGACAUUAAGGACUCAGCAAACCAAUCAGAACACUUCAUCUCUGGGUCUCCAUGGCAAAGAAGGGGCGAUAACUUAAACCACGAAUGACUUCCCGGGAGAGCAGCGAGGUGAUGAUGGAGGAGCUUUUUCUCUGAGGGGAUCCCAAAGGAGCAGAAACAGUCCUUCAGUCAGAGCGACAGCGAGCAGGGCGAUGGACGCCCCGUUUUUACGGUUUCUGCUCUUAUUUACAGACAGACUCAUUCACACUUGGUCCAUAAGUAGACUCCUGCACACCUGGUCCACAGGUGUUACAUCCAGCUUUUAAAGUUCUUCUUCUCUUCCUCACAGCCAAACUCAGACAGACAGAGAGGUCACAUCAGCUGCUCCAGAGGAACUCACACACACAUACACACACACACACACCUGUAAAGUUACACCUACACAGAGAGAGCACUAAAAGGGGGCGGGGUUUAGCAAGCACUUUAUAGUUCAGCCCAGUCCAGUGUGACACUCUUAACUUCCUCUACAGCCUUCGGGUCAACCCGUCUUCUUUUUCUGUUGCUUUUUAUUUUAUUUCUUUUUUUAUUUCAGUGCCACUUCUAAAAAAACACCAGUGACCUUUGACUCUGGAGACCUCAGUGUAAGCAUGGCAACUCAAUACAGGGCCAGACCAGAACAGAUCCAGGACCCUGGUCAAAAACAAGCAGUGCCAUCAUCAGUGCCCUCUUCUCCUUCUCCUGCUUCUUCUUUUCCUCCUCAAUGGAUUUUAUUCUGUUCCUCAUCUUCUUUCUGUCUCUCUGAAGGACCGACUCUCACUCUGGAAGACUGACCCUCACUCUUGUGGACUGACUCUCACUCUGGAAGACUGACCCUCACUCUUGUGGACUGACUCUUGCUCUGGAGGACUGACUCUUGAUUUUGGGACUGACUUGUUCUGGAGGACUUACUAGAUUGGCUCUCACUCUAGAAGACUGACUUUGACUUUCGAAAGACUGACUUAUUCUAAAGGACCGACUCUUGCUCUCGAGGACUGACCUUUGCUCUUGAGGACUGGCACUUGUUUGAGGAUUGACUCUCUUCUUGGAGGAUGGACUCAGAGAAAAUUCUCGCCUUAUGCAAGCUUAGCUGAUCUUUGAUCGUCAGAUUGGCAGACUGAGAGGAGGAGCUCAGGAGCUUUUUUUUAGGUGCCAAGGUUACACACACACACACAUGCACACACACACACACACACACACACACACAUACAGAGUUAACACUAUGAAUGAAUAGGUGAGAUGAUGUUUAUGUGUCCGUCAUGACGAACAGGUCGUCUUGCUCACUGUUACCUCCAUCAGCUGAUUUUUGUUUGCCUUUUUUUUUUUUGCUGUUGUGUACUUUCUAAAAAACACACACAUAGCUCCACCCACAGGUAGCUGUGUGUCACAUGACAUUGUGCAUCCAUCACCCCACUUCCCUCCCUUUAACCUUCCUCACCCAUCAUCGGGAGACUUGAAGUGCCUUAACCUCCCGUUUCUCACCUCUCUGCAGGACAGUGCCCGGAUUUCCUCCCCCAUCACGGCGAUGGGGGGGUGAAUAGGUGUAGAGAGAGAUGUAGGGGGGUGGAGGAGGUAAGGGUAGGGGAGGGGAUAAGGUGAAGGUAAAAUGCUGCUGCUUUUCCCUCUGCCGGCUCGUGCAGACACACUCUAUAGAUACAUGUUAGCUUGCUAGCUACAUGCCCACUCUGCAAACAGGAGCCUCACCUAGCUUAGCAUAUUAGCAUAUUAGCUUUAACAGGUAUAUGUUUACAUUGAGAGGACUGACAGAGACGUUCACACUGAACUGCUUCAGGUGACCGUGCUUUCUGUCAGUCUGAGACAAGAGAAGAACCACCCACCAACAGCUCCCUACCAUCCCACAAACACACACACAAACACACAUAUACACACACACAGACACACACCUGUCCUACCUGUUGCUGUUGCUGUCAUAUCGUGCUCUCCUGCACGGAAAAGAAGUGAAGUCUGUCCUCUCUGUGCCACAGAGGAGACCCCACUCCCCCCCACCGCUGUGUGUUUGCUGUGUAGUUUUGGUUAUAAGCCCCUCCCCCCAGGUGCAUGCAGUCAGUGCCAACCGAUUCACAGUUACCUGAGCAUCCAGCCUGUCUCCAUCCUCAUCACCAUGACAACGACUUCCAAAGGAAGAAGAAUUCAGUCUUUAGUGAGGGGUUUAGGGGGUGAGGGGGUGAGUGCAUGGGGGGGUGGGGCUCUCUGUACGGGUUUUUACUGUCUUUCAGUUUUUGGAAACUCACUCCUGCUGAGGCAGGAUUGUGUACUGCAUGUUGAGCUCUGUUUUAAUUUGUACAUCAGAGUUUGAUUAAAGGGGAAAUUUGAUAUAAAAUAAACUGGAAUGCACAACCUUUGUAAA
Messenger RNA from Xyrichtys novacula (pearly razorfish), 35716 nucleotides. The record is from the annotation of a GenBank genome assembly. Lineage: Eukaryota; Metazoa; Chordata; Actinopteri; Labriformes; Labridae.